AUGGAUGAGAUUGCGAAGGAAUACGAUGUCAUUGUGCUGGGCACUGGCCUGACCGAGUGCAUUCUCUCUGGUGUUCUGAGCGUCAAGGGGAAGAAGGUCCUCCACAUUGAUCGUAAUGACCACUACGGCGGGUGUCAUGCAACGCAGCUCUUCAAGAAAUAUGGCAACUUCAACAAGGGCGAGGAGCCGUGGAAGAAGUAUGGCCGUCUCAACGACUGGAACAUCGAUCUCAUCCCCAAAUUCCUCAUGUCGUCGGGCGAAUUGACCAACAUUCUCGUCUCCACCGACGUCACCAGAUACCUCGAGUUCAAGCAGGUCGCGGGCAGCUAUGUACAACAGGGGUCUGGCUCAAGGGCCACCGUCGCCAAGGUGCCGUCCGAUGCUGCUGAGGCACUGCGAUCACCCCUUAUGGGCAUCUUCGAGAAGCGCCGCAUGAAGAGCUUCAUUGAGUGGGUCGGAACUUUCAACCCAAAGGACCCGGCUACACACAAAGGCCUCGAUAUGAGCAGCUGCACCAUGAAGGAGGUAUUCGACAAAUUCGGGCUUGAGGCUACAACAAAAGACUUCAUUGGCCACGCCAUGGCCCUCUACCUCGACGACAACUACAUCACAAACCCCGGCCAAGCUCCCGAGGCCAUCGAGCGCAUUCGCCUCUACGGCAACUCUGUCGCCAGAUACGGAAAGUCGCCUUAUAUCUACCCUCUGUACGGUCUAGGAGAGCUGCCCCAGGGCUUUGCUCGUCUGUCAGCCAUCUAUGGUGGUACAUACAUGCUCAACACCAACGUCGACGAGAUCGUCUACGAGGGCGGCAAGGCUACCGGCAUCAAGGCGACCAUGACCGGCGUGGACCCCGAGAUGAAGUUCGAGACCAAGGCAAAGAUGAUCCUGGGAGACCCGUCCUAUUUCCCCAACAAGGUCAAGAUCACUGGCCAUGUCCUCCGUGCGAUCUGCAUCCUCAAGCACCCCUUGGCGGGUACCAAUGACAGCGACUCUUCCCAGCUCAUCAUCCCCCAGUCUCAGGUCGGCCGCAAGAACGAUAUCUACAUUGCCUGCGUCUCUUCUGCACACAACGUCUGUCCUAAGGGCUACUGGAUUGCUAUUGUCUCGACCAUUGCGGAGUCUUCAGCCAACCACCAUCUCGAGCUUCAGCCUGGUCUUGAGCGGCUAGGCAAGAUCGAGGAGCAGUUCAUGGGUGCCCCGAUCCCACUAUACGCACCUGUCGACGAUGGCACCAAGGACAACAUUUUCGUGUCCAAGAGCUACGAUGCAACCAGCCACUUCGAGACGACAACAGACGACGUCAGGGACAUUUAUCGCCGCGCAGCCGGCCAGGAGCUUGUUGUCGAGGGCUUGAGGGAGGGCAUCCAGGUUGCUGAGGAGUAA
Molecule: messenger RNA, 1383 nt
Organism: Phaeoacremonium minimum UCRPA7
Lineage: Eukaryota; Fungi; Ascomycota; Sordariomycetes; Togniniales; Togniniaceae
Product: putative rab gdp-dissociation inhibitor protein
Exons: 7
Coding region: 1-1383 (460 amino acids)
Biological process (GO): vesicle-mediated transport; protein transport; small GTPase-mediated signal transduction
Cellular component (GO): cytoplasm
Molecular function (GO): Rab GDP-dissociation inhibitor activity
Source: RefSeq, a predicted model, not a curated record